This is a messenger RNA of Solanum pennellii, 438 nucleotides long. RefSeq lists its product as uncharacterized. The record is from RefSeq and is a predicted model, not a curated record. Bases 70 to 342 code for a protein of 90 amino acids. Lineage: Eukaryota; Viridiplantae; Streptophyta; Magnoliopsida; Solanales; Solanaceae. The transcript is spliced from 2 exons.
AACAUAAUCAAAUCGUCCAAAACCGAAACACAAGCAACAAGCACUAAUUUUAUAAAGAACAUUAGAAAAAUGGAGGCAUCAAAGAAGCUUGUUGCAAUGUUUCUACUAUGCAUUGUUAUGAUUUCUUCAUCGCUACACGUCUCCAUGGCUGACGGAGAAAGUAAAACAGAAAAAUUCAAAAAAGCAUUUACCGUUGUUGCAACUGAAUACACAGUUUGUUACAAUAUUUGUCAGAAAGUAUGCGCCGAUGCAGGAUUCGGAUACACUCAUUGUGAAAUGAAGUGUGACGAAGAUUGUACAGCUGCAUUGCUUAAAGAGAAACUCCAAAAAAUGAAGAAUUAAAGACGUGGAAAUUAUGGACCAAAUGAUGCAAAUGUAGUGGGAAAAAGAGAAUAAAAAACAAUGAGUUCUUUUUUUAAAAAAAAAAAAAAGAUAUUU